AGAUGGUGUAGUCUUUUCUUUUGUUUACCCAUCGGCCAUGAGUUGACCUAAGUGUCCCUAGCUACUCAACAAUGGAUGCUGCCUGCUUGGGAGCCGUCAUUUGACCAGUAAAUAAGUAAACUGGAAAAUGACAUCAUGAUGGGGGCCUCUACUUUAGGAAGGCUGUGCCAGAACUGAGUUCAAACUUUCACCCCUCUGCUGUAUUUGCCACUUGAUGGCAGAACUUUCUGACUAGAAGACAGGCUGGCUGCUCCAGCUUAGCAGUGACUAAAAUGUUCUAAACAAAUAGAUGAGAGAAAAUCCUCUGGCAUGAUGUUCAAGCAAGUGGAUACAUCAUCAAGAAGACGUCCUCAUGGUGGCAAUGAGGCCGACCGGCCCCAGUCUCCCCCACCCCCCUCUGUCCAACAGAGGCGAAUCCGGGCUGUUGAGGUGGCAAGAGGCAGGACGGGGUACGGUUUUACACUCUCGGGACAAAGCCCUUGUGUCCUCAGCUGUAUCCUUAAAGGCAGCCCUGCAGAUUAUGUGGGUUUGCGUUCAGGAGACCACAUCCUCUCAGUCAACGACAUCAACGUCUCCAAGGCAUCCCAUGAAGAUGUGGUCAAACUGAUCGGACGCUGCACCGGUGUCUUAAAGCUGGUCAUUGGUGAAGUAGAGCGUCACAGGCGACAUCAUCACCAGCAACGCAGCGCUAGCAGUCGUCACCAUAGCAGCAACUCUAUGGCCGCAUAUUAUCUAGAUUCAUGCUCCAGUGACGAUGAGUUGGACGGCCUAUACGACAACAGUGUCAACAACAACAAUAAUGGCAGGACAGGCGGUGGAGCUCGUGGGGGCUGGUUCAGACCCAAAAUGGAUUCGAAGCAGCUCGGCAUCAACCGUGCUGAGCGGGUCGUGGCGGAGUUACAGUCUGGAGGAAUCUUUAACAUGAUCUUUGAGAAUUCCAGCCAUUCGUCCAGCAGCUCUGACAAGGACAGACCUGGACACACCUCAUCAUCCAAACCACAUCCAAUGUCUGAUCCAGAGUUUCUUCCAUGUCGUAACUCCUCCCGUUCCCAGAGCAACCCUGUCUUGCUCUCUGAGGAGGAGAUGGCCCAAGUUCUAAAUGAUGACUCGGUUUUCCUGGACUCUGAUUUUCAACAUCUCCACCUCCACCACCACCAUGAGGAACAAGGCAUGGAUGUUGGCGAUGGGCAGGACUUGGUCCUGGAUCCAAAUCAGGAGAUUGUCAAUGUGGGCAUGAUUGUUGGCUACCUGGGCUCCAUUGAGCUUGCCUCCACAGGGACCAGCCUGGAGAGUGACAGCCUGCAAGCCAUCAGAGGAUGCAUGAGGCGCCUCAGGGCAGAGCAAAAGAUCCAUUCCCUGGUCCUCAUGAAGGUCAUGCAUGACACUGUGCGCCUGUGCAGUGAUAAAGGCCAGAUCCUUGCCACGUAUCCUGCAGAAAAACUAGCAUUCAGUGCCUGUUGUCCUGAUGACCGGCGGUUCUUUGGACUGGUCACAAUGCAGGCCACAGACGAAGACUGUCUUAUCAGCCGAGGGCGAUACGAAGAAGGAGGUUUGAGGACUUCUUGCCAUGUGUUCAUUGUGGAUCCUGACCUAUGUCACCACCAGGUCCAUUUGGGAGUGGCCAGGAGGUUUGGCUUUGAAUGUACUCCUGACCCAGACACAGGAGGCUGCCUGGAAUUCCCACCCACUUCUCAAUCUCUCCUCCACUUUGUGUCUGUACUUUACCGGGACAUGGGGGACAACAUUGAGGGCGUCCGAGCCAGAGCCUUUCAUGAUCCAGAUAAUGAUGCCCAGCAGAACCACAGCACCAGCAGUAAUAGUGAUAGCGGGAUUGGCAACUUUUUACCUGAGGAGAAGAGUAGCAGAGUGCUCUUGGUUGACCUGGGAGGGCCUCUUAACCACAAUCACGCCUCUGGGCCGCGCCACUGGGACAGCCCACCCUCUUCCCAGCAGGCUUGGAGCCCCACUCUAGGAGCUGCUGCCUCUCACCCAGCUCCCCCGCCACCCGCUAUAAGGAAUAGCCACUACCGACAUGAACCAUACCUGGCUGACCUCCCUCACCCCCUCCCACUGGCACACACUGACGUAGCAGCUAGACACGCUCGAGGGGUUCCCCUGCACCACUACUCGCAGGGGAAGUGGGGAGGAGCUGUCGGAGGCGGGGACAAGCGCGGAGCUGGAGGAGGGGUGGAGUCUCAGCGUUGGCUGCCAGUCCACGUGCUGAGAGACUGGCACCAGCAACACCACCACCUCCACGGCCUGAGCAGCGAUCAGGAGUCGUACGCCGAAUCCACUGACGGGUGGUCAUCAGCUAAUUGCAGCACCCUGCCUCCACCCAUGAAUAAGAUCCCUGCUGACCGUUACCGGGCCCCGCUGGUCCCUGGAGACCACCUGCCGCCGCCUGGAGGGAGUCAGCCUCCACCUGCUUUACAUGCCCAGACCCACACCCAGCGGCUGACUGCUCAGAAAGAUGAGUGGGCCAAGAAGCUCUUUGGUGCUGGGGACAGAGAGAGGAGUGAAACCGGCAAGAAGCGUGGGGGUGCCAAAGAUGCAGAUAAAAAGGGCGGUCGGUUCCGUGGUCUGACCAUGGGGUUCCCUCCUCUCCCCCAGCGCUCCUCAGCCAGGCGCUCCUUUGGACGUUCCAAACGUCUCAGCACGGCCCGCUCCCUGGAUGACCUGGAGUCUACUGCAGUCUCCGACGGAGAACUGAACAGUGUGGAGCUGCAGGGCUGCAGCAGUGACAACAGUCUGAACAGUAAUGCCAGCCUCCCCAGUGUGCAGAGCCACCGGCGCCACACCGAGAGGAGAGUGGCCAGCUGGGCCGUGUGCUUCGAGAGGCUGCUACAGGACCCCGUGGGAGUCCGCUACUUUUCGGAAUUCCUGAAGAAGGAGUUCAGUGAGGAGAAUAUUUUGUUCUGGCAGGCAUGUGAGUUCUUCAGCCACGUCCCUGAAAAUGACAAGAAGCAGUUGUCUCAGCGAGCCAGAGAAAUCUACAACAGCUUCUUGUCCAGCAAAGCCACCACACCGGUUAACAUCGACAGUCAAGCUCAGCUCGCUGACGACAUCCUCAAUGCCCCCCGACCAGACAUGUUCAAGGAGCAACAGUUACAGAUUUUUAACCUGAUGAAGUUUGACAGCUACACACGAUUCCUCAAGUCUCUGCUCUACCAAGCAUGUAUGUUAGCAGAGGUGGAGGGCCGACCCCUGCCUGACCCUUACCACAUCCCCAGCAGCCCCACCUCCAAACACAGCACCACUGGCUCGGACCGCUCCAACCUGUCCACACCCAAGAAGGAGGACAAAAGGAGCAAGUCAGGCCGCUCUUUGAACGAUGACAGCCGGGAUGAUUCAGGAGACCGGAGGAAGGGCAUGUUCUUCUCCUGGUCCCGCAACAGGAGCUUUGGCAAAGGCCCAAAGAAACGAGAACUGACCGACUUUAAUUACAAUUUCUCUGGUAGCAAUGGGCGGCGUGAAUCCCAGGGCUCUCUGUCCUCAGGUGCCAGUCUGGAGCUCGGGACAUCUGGUUCUGGAAAGAAUGAGGGAGAUGUUUCCCGGGUGGCGGUAUCAGAGCGUGGAGGAGGCAGCGUCCCCCUGAGGCAGUGCAACAUAAACUUGCCAGACGGCUCUUGUUGCUCCGUGCCGCUGAGGGCUGGUGUGUCCAUCAGGGAUUUGUUGCUGGGCCUCUGUGAGAAGCUCUGCAUCAACCUGGCAGCUAUCGACCUCUUCCUGGUCGGAGGGGAGAAGCCACUUGUUUUGGACCAAGACUGUAUGACGUUGUGCUCUCGCGACCUCAGACUUGAAAAGCGGACUCUCUUUAGGUUAGAUUUGGUCCCCAUUAACCGCUCAGUGGGUCUAAAAGCAAAGCCCACCAAGCCAGUGACCGAGGUUCUCAGGCCAGUGGUGGCCAAAUAUGGUCUGCACCUCUCAGAUUUGGUGGCACGCAUUAGCGGUGAAUCUGAGCCCUUAGAUCUCGGUCUUCCGAUAUCCAAUCUGGAUGGGCUGAGAGUGGUAUUGGAUUCAGCAGAGCACAUGCCAGGAAAAGCACCAUCUAAAAGCCAUAUUGGGGCUUCUACAAUUAGAAACCAAUCAACAACAGGGGAGGACAGGCAAUCAAGGAAAGCCGCUUCUACCCACCCCCAUGGGGAAAACGACAAGGCUGGGCCCGGCCUUGACACAAGGAGCCAACCCUUACCCAACUACUCUGUCUCUCUUCAUAAGGCUCCAGAGAAAAGAAAGCAGAAAAAGAUUAAUAUAGACGAAGCUGAAGAGUUCUUCGAUCUCAUAUCCAAAGCUCAGAGCAACAGAGCUGACGACCAGCGAGGCCUGCUGAACAAAAGUGACCUGCAGCUCCCAGACUUCCUGCGCCUGUCACCGUCGGCGACCGGUCGAGCUGCGCCUCCGCCCUAUGACCCUGAGCCCAGUUGCUCCACCCCUCAUUCCCGUAACCCCGGCAAUGGCAGCUGUCGCCCGGGUAACAAGGCCAGGCACAACGACAGGGCGAGCGGCAGCCAUUUCCUCAAUGCUCAUCAUCAGUCUCAAAGUUUGGACUCUGCGUUGGGCUCUGACAGUGGAGGCUGGGGGAACACCAGACCCCCUUCUUCGCUGUUCCCCGCCACAGUCUCUCCCAUCCACCCGUCCCAGGAGGCCCAGCGUGGUGCAUUCAAGGACACUGGCAGGGGGGCGUCAGUCCAGAUGCUGGAAGAGGACGCCCUGUCGGACCUGACUCUGGUGGGUGAGGGGGACAUCAAUAGUCCCAGCCUCAACUACGUGCCCCCCGCCGCCGUGCAGUCUAAACCCCAAAAACAAGCACCGGACGUUCGGCCUAGCUCAGGUAUUUCCCCGGUUUGACCUUUCACGUCUCCCUUCACCCGACUGCGUUUUCAGUUGAGACUGAAUGCAUCCACGUCUCCUCCCUUCCUUUAGUCAGCCCAGCCCUUAUGUGUGGGACAAGAAAAACACUCCCAGUGGUACAGAAGCAUUCAAUUUCAAUGUAAAAGUACAAGAGCUUACACUACAAACAUGCUUUGUCGUGUUAUAAUAGUGAUGUAUGCACUGUGACCUGCAUCCAAGUUGCUCAGACACAACGCAGGAAGCUGAAGCGAGGAGGAAUGGAUGCAUUAUGAAAGGUCACAAAAGUCCUUGGUGUGUAUCUGUGUGAACUUUUGAGUGGGCUUGCUGUGGAUUUUCUUCUUUUCUUUCCAUGCGAUGUAAUAGUGAGUAGGAGUGCGAGGAUGACUUGUGCCAAACUCUCUUCCAGCUCCCUUUCAACAAAAGAACAUAAUGAUGCACUUUAGCCCAUUACGAACAAGACUCUACACAUUCGCGCACGUGUUAAAAUCACUUGUUGACCUUGACACCACACAUUAUACUCAUGCUAAAAGAAUGGAAACUAAUUUAUAUGAUCUGUUUAGUGAUCCCCGGCUCUGUAUCUAUAUUGAUAUGGAGAUGUCAGUGUGUUAUUUAUAUCUUAGUGCACACUGACCCAAAAAAUGCAGAAACCCUGCUAUAGUAGCAUGAACGGACACAUUUGCUCAGCUGGUCUCUGUUCCAACUUCAGUACAGUACAUUUUGUGUUUUCACCACUUUCACUUCGGGCACUUGUAAUGCCCUUAAUGCAAACACAGGCCACAGUUAUUGUGCACGCAGGCAUUGCUUGCAGACCAAAAAGAAGGUUUUGCACCAAUCUUUCAAUCUUUUGUCUUCUUUGCACAACAUCACAAAGCUGUGUUGAUAUUCUUGAACAGUUUAUAACGUAGUGGCUUACUGCAGGAUAGAAUAACUACUCUUCAGGUAGUCCAGAAGUAUUUGCAAAACGACAGAGUUUCUGUCAUUUUGCCUUUACACGCUACCAAAAUUGAUUUGAAAUAAAACAAUGAACAUCAUUUAAGUGUGGACUUCAAGAGGUUUCCCAAAAAUAUACUAUUUGUCAUUGACAUUUUAUUCACAUUACAAUACCUCCAUUUUUAUUCGUCCAUCCAUUUUCUAGACCACUAAUCCUGUUAAGGGUUAAUCGCGGGGCACAUUUCGAUACAACCAUUCAGGCUCACGGUGACACCAUCACUGUGUGGGUACAGAACUUAGUCUCCCUGCAUCAAGUGAGUGAAGCACAACACUGCCAGUGUCACCUCCAUUAUAAUCAGGUUCUCAAAAGGAUUUGGAUAAAGUGGCAUAAUUGUAAAUAUAACCAUCAUUUUGAUACUUUAAAAUCCUUAAUGUAAGGCAAAAUCACAAAAACGCAAACUCACAUGACCGAGCUACAUUAUUAAGGUUUUUAAAGCUUCACAAGUUCCAGAUGGAAGGGAAUUAGUUGGUGGUGGGAGUACUACAGCUACUGAUACUUGAUACUUUAAAAUCCUUAAUGUAAGGCAAAAUCACAAAAACGCAAACUCACAUGACCGAGCUACAUUAUUAAGGUUAAAUGGUUCACAUUCCACAUUUUCUUGUAUCCUUGAAGAAAUAUUAAUUUAUCUCACAACCUUAUAUUUUUUACCCUGUCACUUAAACAAAAAGUGUUAAUUUGUACAUAGCCAAACUCGUGAAAUCCCCAUAUGUUGCUAUUGUUAAAUUGCAUUGCAGUCAUGCUGUUUCUUCAGGUAAGUCGCAGUAAACAUCGAUCUUUAUCUGCUCUCUUUCAAAGUGUCUGUAAAUACAUACAAUAAAUGUUAAGAGCUUGCAAUA
Molecule: messenger RNA, 6678 nt
Organism: Phycodurus eques (leafy seadragon)
Lineage: Eukaryota; Metazoa; Chordata; Actinopteri; Syngnathiformes; Syngnathidae
Gene: rgs12b
Product: regulator of G protein signaling 12b
Exons: 19
Coding region: 310-4848 (1512 amino acids)
Biological process (GO): signal transduction
Molecular function (GO): GTPase activator activity; protein binding
Source: RefSeq, a predicted model, not a curated record